Messenger RNA from Coregonus sp. 'balchen', 13118 nucleotides. NCBI's taxonomy places the organism in Eukaryota, Metazoa, Chordata, Actinopteri, Salmoniformes, Salmonidae. The record is from the annotation of a GenBank genome assembly.
GUGCGCCAUCUUGUACGCCCCAGCUCGAGUGGAGAACGUUGUGGAUGUCGUUCAAUGUAAUAUUUUUUUUUCAUCUAUUUACACGCUUUGGAAACCUACUUUAAUUUGAUACACCUACAUUUGAAACAACAGAGAACAUUUGGAAAUGGCUACGGGAGCAAAUGCAACCCCUCUAGGGAAGCUGCACCCGAGUAUUGGCGCUAAACGAGGCUUUGAUUCCGGGCCUGGUGCGGGGUUUAUGCCUCCACCCGGGCCUCCUGUGUCCUUUCCUUCGCUACCGAAUUUCCAGCCACCAAUUCCAAACGUCUCUUUCCCGCAAGCUCACCCGGUGUUUACUGCGGUGGCUGCUUUUCCCACCCCGCCACAACCACCCCAAGGAGCCGGAAUGCAGUCUCAGUCAGGUAAGCUAGGCUAACUAGCAAGCUAAACAACGUGGAGAAAGGCCUGCACAGUGUAGGGCUGUGUGCGUGAGGCUGAUGUGUUGUGGGUUGAGCAGCAAACGUAGCUUGCUAACACCCCAUAUUAACUAGCCAACAUUAUAGAUGUUUCAGACGCAGAAAGGUAGCUAACUAAUCAUUGUAAUGUGAAAUACACUUCGUACAUUAGUAAUAUAAGUAAUAUGUGCCAAGUGAAGUGAACAGGGUUCUAGCUAACGACGUAACGUUAAACCAAAUAUUAGUUAUAACUGGUUCAACGUUAGCUGGCCAUUUAGCAGUAGCAAACGUUUAGUUAGCAAACAAACUACUUAGGUAUCGUAAAUUGUACAUUAUCAGUCAACAUGUGUAAGAUCCACGUUGAGAAUACCCUCCUCUUUCUCAUUUGUCAGACUUCGGUCAGAAAAAAGCCAGGAAAAGGAGCCGCUGGAGUAGUGAAACACCCGACCAGAAGACAGUCAUUCCUGGUAUGCCCACCGUCAUCCCGCCUGGACUGACUCGGGAUCAGGAGAAGGCCUAUAUAGGUAACUAGCUAACUUCUCCACUACUGUAUAACAGAACUGUACUGUAAACUGUACUAGGUAGUGUUUAGAUUUACUGCCUGGUUCUUUACAUGUCCCUGUGAAAUCCAAUUGCCAUGUAUUUUUUUCACGUUUUGCAUAUUGAAAUGUUAUCCGUAGUUAAUGACAUGUUUGCUGAAUUUCAUCAGUUAGAGCUUAUUGAAUCAGAAAACAGGGCACGUUGAGUCACUCACCGCACAUAUACCCAAUUUGGGAGAGCAAAGUCCUGACUGGUGCAUAACCACGAACUGGUUGAUUUACGUUGAAGGUGAUUCUAGUACAGUAUUUGCCAAUACAUAGAAAAAACGUUUAAAAUGUAGCAACUCAAGCUAUAAUGUGAAAUCAUAUUGCUCUACCUAACGAAAUUCAGUAUUUUAAACAACUGAGUAUACUAACUUGUGGAUGUGGAGUGCAAAGGAAGGCCUUUGUCCUAAGGAGGUACAGUAAUGUUUUUUGUGGCAUCAAGGUUUGCAUACCACUGGACAUCCAUUAGCAAAACAGAAAGGUGUCAAUGUCCCUUGGCAUGAAGGGAUCUACAAAUGUUGUCCUUGUGACAUGCUAAAAUAUUCCUUGAUUUCAUACAUGUGAGUUUAAGGUAUGAGCAAUCCUACUUCAAUGGCAAAACUUCAGACUCAUUUCCUGUGCAUCCUUUCAAAUAGGCACUAAUUCGGAUGUUUUAAGAUAAAAUUAGUUUAAGAAACGGUCAUCUUGACCUUAAAUGCCUUCCAGCAGCAGUGUAACACCACCAAACAGGCCUUAGAGUGGCAGAUAUUUAAUCCUAGAUGCCAUUGUCUGCCGUUGUGCCCUUGAGCAAGGCACUUAACCGCUCACAACAACUUCUCCACCGGCGCCCCCUGAUCCAACCUCUCCAACCUGUAUGUGUCUCAUUUGGAGGGGUUUGGAUAAAGUGGAAGGCAACUUUCGGUUGAGUCUGUCUACUUGUCAAUUACAGAAUGGGUUAUUGAUGUCGUUGAGUCAUUGUUAAUGGUUGGUCUUCCUUGGUAUGUAAACAUUCAUUUGUGCCUACCUUCUGUUUGUAAUUUUUAAUUUUUCCUUUGUUCAUUCACCACAAGAACCACACAAAAGUCCAAUGGGAUUUGUUGGAAGCGUGUAAGAUGAAAUAGCAGUGAAAUAUCAAUUCACAGGGGCUGUAUUCAUCUCUGGUGUCGUUUCUCAAUGAAACCAGAGACUUCGUAGUUGAAUCAUUGUUGAAUCUUGUCAUGAAGGGGUGGGAGUUUAUGGAGGUUGGGGGCACUGGGUUACAUUUGGUCAUGACUCCUAUACAGAAAUGUGCAUGUGAUGAGUGAUUUAUUUUUGUUCCUUCCUAUUUUACAUAACCUAUAGCCCCUUGGCUGUAGAGUCACAGGUGUACAGACAGUGACUCUUUAUUGGCUCAUUGAACUUUAUUAAUGUUAUAUUGUGUUAGGACUACUUGUGAAUCAGGUUUCCCUUUUAUGAUGAAGCCGCAAUUAACUACCAUCAUAUAACAAAUAUCACUUAUUAUUAUUAUGAUAUUACAAAUUGAAAUUAAUCUAAAUGCAAAUAAUAGGGUUUGGAAUGUGGUUAAUUUAUGCUGGCAGGCAUUGAAUGGAACCCUGCUCUAAUGACACUGAAAUGUUGCUGUACAUAUAAACCCUUCCUUCAUUAAUGGGAUGCCAAAUUUUUCAUAUGUACAUGCAUAACAUCCUUGCAUAUGUAAAACACGUCCUGGAUCUUGUUGUUCCCUGAUGAUGACAGUUCACUUUCUGUUCAAUGAAUUGGCUCUAUUUGCAUGGUCCUUUCGGUACAUCCAUGUCCCCCCCGGAAAUAAGGAAGGGUUUUACUGUUGUAGAAUAUUUGCUGGAAUUCAUAAGUAUACUUUAUUCCCCUUGUGUUUUAAUGUUAAUGGUUAAUCAUUCAUUGUAAUCAUGUCUUUUGCCUCUUUAAACAAAUGAGACCGUGCUCUGAUUUUAGAAUGCACUGUUUCCAGAUGAAUGUUAUGGUGGUAACUACAUUUCUCUCCACCCUUCUUGUUUUUCUUUCCUAACCUGAAUUCUUCCAGUCCAACUGCAGAUUGAAGACCUGACUCGUAAACUGCGUACAGGAGACCUGGGAAUCCCUGUUAACCCUGAGGACAGGUCGGGAAAAGUUUUAAACCCACGAACAGUAACAUUUUCUCUACCUUGUUCUUUUGACGCCGAAUGUUGGUCUUUGGUGAAAUGACACAUAAUUUUCAGAAGAUGCUUUAGGUCUUGAAGUGUGGUAGGUUUAGUAGCCAUUCAGUAGUGGUAGAGCCAUAUUGAAGCAUAGUAGCUUAAGUUUCUCAGUUUAUAUUAUUUUCUUCAGUAGUACACAGGGAAGGCCUACUUAUAGUCACAACUUCCAGGGUGACUAAAGCUUUUGGCUCUGAAUACAUUUUGAAGUAUUACCUUUCAGUGUGACGUCUAAACUUUUUAGAUGUAGAUAUUCAAUUAUGAAUUGGGCAAUCUAAAUUGGAAUUACGAAAAAGUGAUGGUUAUAGAAACCUUAUGGGCUCUUAGUUAACGUGUGCUGUGAAGUUACCAUGGUCACCUCUCCAGUGAACUUGGUGUUCUUCAAGCAUUUCCAGCUGAUGUUUAUACCCAUCUAAAUUAGCCUCAUAAGUUUCUAUUGUUCUUAAUAGUCCACAAUGAUUUUCUUCUACUUAAAUGGCAUCAUUGUCUCCUGACAAAUGGCAGUAUUACUAAUCAUAUCUGUCAAAAUACAAUUACCCUCAUUCUGAAUAUAUCACACUAUAUAUAUAUAUAUAUCCCACUGCAUUAGCUGUAACCUCUUAUAUCUAUCUUAAUCAUAUGUAGUGUCUUAUUCUUAUUGCAUAUGCAUCCUGAUUUAGCCAUUCUGUCAACUCAGAUGUCGACUGUGUGUGUGACAUUUUAAUAAUGCGUCAUUGAUGGAGUAAUUUUCUUCAACAAUGCAGGUUUGGGGCAAUACUUAUGAAUCUAAGUUAAUCUUAUUAUUGAUUAGCAGCUUAUGGUUGAUAAUAAUUGAGAUUUUAUUGAUUGUCAGAAUGCAUAUUUCAGUCUCCUUGACUAGUCAUGUAGCUGUAAGGUAAAGGGAAUUAGAAGGUCUAGCAUCUUAGUUAUAUAAUGAUAUACAGAUUGCUAAAUGAACAACUAGGACAAGUUUAGUUUUCAGUAACAGGUUUCUUUAGAAUAACCUGCUUCUGCUUGACAUGACUAAAAAUCCUGAUGUGUUGCCCUGGUCUUGACUCGUCUCGUCAAUUCAAGUGGUCCAACCAUUUAGACUCCACCAGAAACCUGACAAAUUAACUUUUAACCGUUGGAUGUUUUUCCAUGGUCAUUAAUGGGUUUUCCAUAAUGAGACUUCAGGUCAUUCCGCCCAGGGGGUUCCAAAGUAUUCCAGGUGGAACUCUGGGGCUCUGGAGGAGAACCCCUCUGAUCCUGACUAUUCCGGAAUGACACAGACCGGCUCUGACGCUUUAGUAGUCUGCAUAAGCAUCUAUUAUUCCAGCAAGAAAUGUAAUGUUCUUUUUAUGAGUGUGAGGUUGAUAUCGCUUUGUUGGCCACAGUCCCUGUUGUCUGUACUUUACAUAGUUUCAUUAUCCUAAUCAGACAUUUCCACAGCGACAACAACAAAAAGCUCAUCCCAGGACGCUAAUAACGUCACUCCUCCACUCCCAACAAAUAACGGGAGUGUUUCAGGUUGUCCGCAGUGGAAAUUUCAAGAUGUAAAAAGAGAAACCUCUCCUAUAUUUUUCUACUUUUCCUCCUGAAAUGUUCAUCGACCAGAUGUUAGCUCUCACUUGUGGGAGAGCACACAAUUUAAAAGGGUUAACGUCUAAUCAUAAUUCAUUUUCUCUAACCCCAAAUUACCCCUUGUCACCUUAACCUUUUUCAAGCACAGAGCCUCUUUAACGCAGCGAAACAGGUUUUCAGGUGUUCCAUCCAAGGGGAAGGUAUGGACCUGGCUUAAACACCCUCUCCACCUCGGCAUCCAUUAUGGCACCGUCUUACUCCCAAAGCCAGCGGUUCCUUUAGGAAUGCAGCACCUUUUUUUUAUUUUUUUUAUUGCCCACCCCUUUCACUUUACAUCCGGUAUGCAGGAUUAAUUCUGUCUAGAUAGAUUUAGUUGUUGAAGUGGUGGUUGCCCCUUCAGAAUAGUCUUUAUUACAUAUCGCAAGGUGAUAUGUCCCCAUUUCAGACGUGUAUAAAAUCCCAGAAACCAAUUGGCCAGUCAAACGCUACAGACUAGUAGCAGCAAAUGUCCCUUUGAGAAUGCAGGAAGUAAAGCCAAAUAGCUAUCACAUAGCCAUCCCUAUGAGAGAUGACUUUGUUUUUCCCCAGUGUGACCAUCUGCUUACCGUAACCAUUGUUUCUCUUGCCUCCCCUUCACUGAGAAGUGGCACGGGGACAUGACCAUGAUAUUAUCAAGUGUUCCUUAAAAAAAAGGUUUCUUGGUAACAAUGUUAUUCAAGGCUUAGUUAGACAUAGGGAAACUUGUGUAUGAUUGUCAAUGGUCUUAGUUCUACAUCUAGUUGGAGAUAUUAACGGUUGUCUGUCUGUACUCUCUCCCCCUCCCCUCCCCCAGGUCCCCGUCUCCAGAGCCCGUCUACAACAGCGAGGGGAAGAGGCUGAACACCAGGGAGUACCGCACACGCAAGAAGAUCGAGGAGGAGCGUCACUCCCUCAUCACCGAUAUGGUGGCACUCAACCCUGAGUUCAAGCCCCCCGCUGACUACAAGUAUGUGUCCUGUUCCCCUAUCUACUAACAUGGUCUUGUUUAUUUGGAUCCCCAUUAGCUGUUACUAUAGCAACAGCUGUUUAUCCUCUAGUUUAUUCCCGCUCCCCCACCAUUUUCUUUCUUGUUUGUGCCCUGUCGUUUUCAUUACACUUUAUGGUUGGUCCGAGUUUCAGAACUAUUGCUGUGUGUCUCUGCUGGUUUUAACGUGACUUCUGAGAACAGCCAUGCUUCAAAUCAAAUGUUAUUGGUCACAUACACAUAUUUAGCAGAUGUUGUUGCGGGUGUAGCGAAAUGCUUGUGUUCCUAGCUCCAACAGUGCAGAAGUAUCUAACAAUACACGCAAAUCUCAAAGUAGAAGAAUGGAAUUAAGAAAUAUAUAGAUAUUAGGACGAGCAAUGUCGGAGUGGCAUUGACUAGAAUACAGUAUAUGCAUACGAAAGGAGGAAAACUCACAUUAUUCUAUUCCCUGUAGAGACUGGGUUAUAGCCUUCACUAUACUGAACAUUAUUAUCCCCCACAGGCCCCCAGCCACCAGGGUCAACGACAAGGUGAUGAUUCCACAGGACGAGUACCCAGAGAUCAACUUUGUUGGCCUGCUGAUUGGGCCACGGUGAGUUAAAUUCAUUACCAUGAGGGUGGCAUUUGCCAGGGACCUCACGAUACGAUAUUAUCAUGAUACUUGGGUGCAGAUACGAUAUGUAUUGCGAUUCUCACGAUUCUAUAUGAAUUGCGAUUCGAUGUUCCAAACAUAUUGCUCACCAUAUGUCUGCUGCAGAGGGACAAGAGAGAGCCAUGAGAACCAGUUAUGAUCAGUCAUGGAAAUAAAAGUGCUAACACCAAAUUGGCUCCGUAUUUAACAUUUACAUUUACGUCAUUUAGCAGACGCUCUUAUCCAGAGCGACUUACAAAUUGGUGCAUUCACCAAAAAUUUUUUUUUUUUGGGGGGGUAGAAUGAUUACUUUAUCCUAUCCCAGGUAUUCCUUAAAGAGGUGGGGUUUCAAAUGUCUCCGGAAGGUGGUGAGUGACUCCGCUGUCCUGGCGUCGUGAGGGAGCUUGUUCCACCAUUAGGGUGUCAGAGCAGCGAACAGUUUUGACUGGGCUGAGCGGGAACUAUGCUUCCGCAGAGGAAGGGGAGCCAGCAGGCCAGAGGUGGAUGAACGCAAUGCCCUCGUUUGGGUGUAGGGACUGAUCAGAGCCUGAAGGUACGGAGGUGCCGUUCCCCUCACAGCUCCAUAGGCAAGCACCAUGGUCUUGUAACAGAUGCGAGCUUCAACUGGAAGCCAGUGGAGUGUGCGGAGGAGCGGGGUGACGUGAGAGAACUUGGGAAGGUUGAACACCAGACGGGCUGCGGCAUUCUGGAUGAGUUGUAGGGGUUUAAUGGCACAGGCAGGGAGCCCAGCCAACAGCGAGUUGCAGUAAUCCAGACGGGAGAUGACAAGUGCCUGGAUUAGGACCUGUGCCGCUUCCUGUGUAAGGCAGGGUCGUACUCUCCGAAUGUUGUAGAGCAUGAACCUACAGGAUCGGGUCACCGCCUUGAUGUUAGCGGAGAACGACAGGGUGUUGUCCAGGGUCACGCCAAGGCUCUUCGCACUCUGGGAGGAGGACACAAUGGAGUUGUCAACUGUGAUGGCGAGAUCAUGGAACAGGCAGUCCUUCCCCGGGAGGAAGAGCAGCUCCGUCUUGCCAAGGUUCAGCUUGAGGUGGUGAUCCGUCAUCCAUACUGAUAUGUCUGCCAGACAUACAGAGAUGCGAUUCGCCACCUGGUUAUCAGAAGGGGGAAAGGAGAAGAUUAGUUGUGUAUCGUCAGCGUAGCAAUGAUAGGAGAGGCCAUGUGAGGAUAUGACAGAGCCAAGUGACUUGGUGUAUAGCGAGAAUAGGAGAGGGCCUAGAACUGAGCCCUGGGGGACACCAGUGGUGAGAGCACGUGGUGCGGAGACAGCUUCUCGCCACGCCACUUGGUAGGAGCGACCGGUCAGGUAGGACGCAAUCCAAGAGUGAGCCGCGCCGGAGAUGCCCAGCUCGGAGAGGGUGGAGAGGAGGAUCUGAUGGUUCACAGUAUCAAAGGCAGCAGACAGGUCUAGAAGGACAAGGGCAGAGGAGAGAGAGUUAGCUUUAGCAGUGCGGAGAGCCUCCGUGACGCAGAGAAGAGCAGUCUCAGUUGAAUGACCAGUCUUGAAACCUGACUGGUUUGGAUCAAGAAGGUCAUUCUGAGAGAGAGAGCAAGAGAGUUGGCUAAAGACGGCACGCUCAAUAGUUUUGGAAAGAAAAGAAAGAAGGGAUACUGGUCUGUAGUUGUUGACAUCAGAGGGAUCGAGUGUUGGUUUUUUGAGAAGGGGUGCAACUCUCGCUCUCUUGAAGACGGAAGGGACAUAGCCAGCGGUCAAGGAUGAGUUGAUCAGCGAGGUGAGGUAGGGGAGAAGGUCACCGGAGAUGGUCUGGAGAAGAUGGGAAACAAGAUAUGAAGGAAAAAUACUGGAGUUUUUGGUGCAGGUACAGCCAACUAGGGCAACAAUUAUAUUGCAGUAUCAAAACAAUACGAUAUAUCGUCAAAUAAUAUCCCAAUAUGUAACCGUAUCGAUCCCCUCCACAUCACUAACGAUGGAUCUAUCUAAUGUUCCUGUGUUGUGGGUCUAUUGGCACAUUGGCUUACAAUGUCUGGGGUUUUGCCUAGAAGUUUCAAUGUCACGGGCACCAGUACAGUGAAAAUGCCUUUCUUGCAGGCUCUAACCCCAACAAUGCAAUAAUCAAUAACAAUGUAAUACUACAAAUAACAAGGUAGAAGAAAAACACACUAUAUAUAUAUAUAUAUAUAUAUAUGUGUGUGUGUAUAUAUAAUGUAUGAAGAACACCUACUAUACAGCUGGUCAGUUCCAGUACCAUAUUUACAAUGUGCAGGGAUACUGGAUCGAUAGAGGUAGAUAUGUAUAGGGCUAAGGUGACUAGGCAUCAGGAUAUAUGAUAAACAGAGUAGCAGCAGCAUAUAUGAUGAUUGUAUGUGAGUGGGUGUGUGUGUGUGUGUGAGCAAAUGAUGGAGUGAGUGUUUGUAUGUGUGUUGGCAUAUCAGUGUGUGUAGUGUGUAGGGCCCUGUGAGCGUGCAUAGAUGAGAACACAAUACAAAUGUCAACCCAGAUAGUCCAUGUAGCCGUUUAGUUAGCUAUUUAGCAGUCUUAUGGCUCGGGGAUAGAAGCUGUUCAGGAGCCUGUUGGUGUCAGACUUGAUCCACCGGUACCGCUUGCCGUGCGGAAGCAGAGAGAACAGUCUUAGUUGGUACUUACUACAUUGCACACACACUGAGGAUGUUACUUGUGUCUUUGCAGUGGCAACACCCUGAAGAACAUAGAGAAGGAGUGCUGUGCCAAGAUCAUGAUCCGUGGUAAGGGCUCUGUGAAGGAGGGCAAGGUGGGCCGUAAGGACGGCCAGAUGCUGCCAGGGGAGGACGAGCCGCUGCACGCCCUGGUCACCGCCAACACCAUGGAGAACGUCAAGAAGGCCGUGGAACAGGUGAGCCCAUCAUAACCUUGUUCUAAACGUCUGCUACAGGCUUUCCCAAACUUGGUGCACGUUUUUGUCCUAGCACUACACAGCUGAUUCAAAUAGUUAACUAAUCAUCAAUCUUUGAUCAUUUGAAUCAGCUGUGUAGUGUUGUGGCAAAAAACAAAACUUGCACCCCUUGGGGUCCCAAGGACUGAGUUUGGGGAAACGCUGAUCUACUGGCUUACCUCUUGUCACUGUCCACUCGUAUAAUAAUACAACUAGCUAGUGCUAUGCAUUCUUAAGUUGAUUUGCAUACAUGUUUAAGGGUUGUCCACUAUGUUGUCCCCCGUAGAUCCGCACCAUCCUCAAGCAGGGCAUCGAGACCCCCGAGGACCAGAACGACCUGAGGAAGAUGCAGCUGAGGGAGCUGGCCAGACUCAACGGGACCCUGAGAGAGGACGACAACAGGUGAGCCUGCCACAUUCUGACAUCAGCUGUUCGGUGGAAGUUAGGUAAUCCCAGGUACCCUGCCUGGCCUGGAUAAAUGUGCUCACUGCUUCACCCCUCUCUGUUCCCACCCAGGAUCCUGCGUCCGUGGCAGAGCACUGAACCCCGCAGCGUCACCAACACAACCCUCUGUACAAAGUGUGGCGGCGCAGGCCACAUCUCCUCCGACUGCAAGUUCACCAGGUAACUAACCAGCUAUGUACUCUGUUACGUCAAUUAUUCCUGGUCAGAAAUAAGUCUUUUUACUUGCACACAUGGAAUUACUUUGAAAUUAGAUUAUUCUUAUAAGGUACCCAAAAUAGUUUUUGGGCUAGCCCGACCUGGUACUAGAGAUUAUGCAGGAACCUGCCCCUUGAGGUGUUGCAGUCCAACUGGAAGUGGUGAGCCUGUGUCGUGAAUGACAGGUCUAGGUCUACGCCAAGGACCCGGAACAGUGGGUACUUGUAGUGAUCAUAGCUCCCACAUAAAAACUAAAGAAAAUAAAAGACCAUUCAGGAUUUCCAAUAACGUAUCAUUAAAAGGACCUCUCUCUCCCUCUCUCCAGCUCCUUUGCGGCGCCCAGGGCCGGUGAGCCCCCCCAGUCUGCCCAGGACAAGGCCCGUAUGGACAAGGAGUACCUGUCCCUCAUGGCGGAGCUGGGCGAGGCCCCUGUGCCCACCUCUGGCGGGGGACACUCCAACAACCAGAACAGUGGCAACAACAGAGGCAACAACAACAACAACCAGCCGCCACCGGUGAGUUGAAUGUAGUGAAGAACACGACCUGAGUUUCAAUCGUCUUCAAAAGUCUAUACAUCAAAAUAGGCCUUCUGUUCCAAGCCAGAGAUUAAUGUAGACUUUGUUUUUGCUGCAGAGCCGUCCUCCCUGGAUGAACUCUGGCCAGUCUGAGAACAGGAACUUCCACAGCAUGCACGGAGGCCACGGCGGACACGGUGGUCAUGGGAACCAACACGGUGGUCAUGGCAACCACGGGGGUCAUGGAGGUCAUGGAGGCCACCACAACUUCCCACCCCCCAUGUCCAACAUGGGAGGGCACCCCAUGCCCCCCAACAAUGGCAUGCCACCCCCAUGGAUGCAGCCCCCACCGCCCCCCAUGGGCCAGGGACACGGACACCAUAUGGGUAAGAGAGACACUGAAAAGAGACUGAAAAAGAUAAAUGUUUUUCAUUUUUGCAGGUCUUCAUUUUGUGUUCCCUGUUUGUAAACUGUAUUUGUGGUGUCAUGUACACAUGAAGGCAAUACACAGAAGCCAUCUGUUUAGUCUGCACAGUCUAAUCAGUUUUAGCAUCAUAAUUGUGUCCUGUAGCCCUUUUAUACUCAUACCCGGCUUGAAAAGGGCAGGUUUGGGCACUGCUAAACACCCAAAUUGGAACGCAGUGGCUGUACACUAACUUCACAGCUCUGUAUGGGUUUUGACUGACAGGCGUUCUGAACUUGAGAACGGCGCACAACAAGAAGUUUCCCCCAUCCCUCCUGCUAAUUGUGUAACUUUUGGGCUUUUGUUGUCCUAGUGAGGGAAAGGCUGUAGAUUAAGAGGACUAUGUAUUUUGAAAGAUGAGACGUUGGAAGAUUAUAAUAAAGAGCGCUUUGAUGUCAUAUAAGCAAGCCAAAUGUGCACUUCACAUUUCCAUAUCAUAAAACUCAUGUCAUAUACCGUUUUUGAUCACUGUGUUUAAUGUACAGUUACAAGAUUACAUGUCGUCAUACCCUGGGUUGUUCUGAACAGGAUGAGCCUAUGUUUGUCUAUUGAGAAGAAAAUUCACUGCGACACACUCACCUGAAUGCACUCGUGACUCCUGUCAAUGCUCACCAAAAUGAUGAUCCGUUUCCCUGAAUUGCAUUGUGAAAGCCUAACUGUAAUAUCUUAUUUUAUAACUUAGCUAGUCAUGUUGGCAAUAGAACAGGCUUUCAAGUUAUGCCCACCUGACCCAGACUGUGAUUUCUAAUGGACCGUUUUUGGAAUUGCGUAAACAACAACAGUAAUUAUGUGCUUCCUGUCGUUCCUCAGCGACCCAUCUAGGAGAGCUCAAACCAGCACCUUGUAGUUGAAGACUCUUCUUUAUUAUUGCAAUUGUUUUUAUUGCUUUUUAAAAGUAUUGAAGACUUUUAUUUGAGUCAUUAAAGUGCAUUGAAAUGACAGGAACUGUGCACACUUUGGAGAGGUGUUUCUAGCCACUUGAAGACACCAGUUAGUCUUUUUACUCAAACCCUUGUAAUUCCUUUGGCUUAUGUUGCACCUACCCCACAUUUUCCAGGAAUUUUCUUAUGUUACUGAAUGUAUCCAGAGUAUUUUCAGAUUUCGUUAUCAACAAAUGCAGCCAAAAGUACAGUAAAUGUAAAAUUAACAUAAAAUCAAGUGUUUUUUACGUGUUUGGAUUCAGUCUUGUCGGAUGAACUGUUGUCCUCACCUUUGGUCUAAUAAUUCAAACUGUUCCCUUUAGAUUGCUACCAUGUUUAUGCUUUUCAUAUUUCUUCUGUAAGAAACAUUUACAUUUCGCCCUAUCCAUAUAGCCCAAUUCCCACGAGUGUAAAGGGGUUAAUAUUUUCUUUGUCUUCAGGUCUGUUGCCUCCACCCAUGAUGCCGCCACCACCUCCACCCCCGAACAACCAGCCUCCCCCACCACCGUCAGGUCCCCUGCCUCCAUGGCAACAGCAGGCCCCUCCACCCCCUCCUACCAGCAGCAUGGCCUCUAGUGCACCACUGCCAUGGCAACAGAGUAAGAACACCAGCUUUGGCCAGUUAAACAAACACGUACAGCCAGUUAAACAGUUGUGUACGGCCAGUUUCUCACACUUUUCGUGUAGCUGUUAAUUUGACACUUCAAGUUGUAUUUGUCAUAUGCACAAGUACAGUGAAAUGCUUAACUUGCAAGCCUUACCCAACAGUGCAGUAUUCAAUAUCAAACUAAUAAAAUAAAAAAACAUGAGAAAUAAGAGAGGAAGCUAUGUACAGGGUCAGUGCCAGUACCAAAUGGCUACAUGGCUGGUUUACAUUAGAAUGUUGAAGUAUUUCCUUACUUACUUUAUAACAUUGAAUAAGUGCUGCAUGUUAUUUCUAGUCUCUCCCACUGACUAAAGUUAUUUCCUCCCCAGAUACCACCACGACGUCCAGUCCUGGCACUGGUAACCUGCCCCCCUGGCAGCAGCCCCAACAGUCCGCUGCCUCAGCCGCCCAGCCCCCUCCCCCCAUGGGCAACCCCUCAAUGGUCCCCCCUCCGCCCGGGGUCCAGCCACCUCUCCCCCCCGGCGCCCCACCUCCCCCUCCUCCCCCACCCCCCGGCUCAGCCGGCAUGAUGUACGCCCCUCCACCCCCCCCUCCGCCCAUGGAUCCCUCCAACUUUGUCACCAUGAUGGGGAUGGGGGUGCCAGGCAUGCCCCCCUUCGGUAUGCCCCCUGCGCCGCCACCUCCACCCCCCCAAAAUUAA